Molecule: messenger RNA, 459 nt
Organism: Entamoeba dispar SAW760
Lineage: Eukaryota; Evosea; Mastigamoebida; Endamoebidae
Product: transcription factor WEREWOLF, putative
Exons: 1
Coding region: 1-459 (152 amino acids)
Source: RefSeq, a predicted model, not a curated record
AUGAACAUGACCAUUGAACAAAAUAAUUAUAUUCCUAAUUAUUCUUUUAUUUAUGAGUCUGAGAAAGUAAAGAAGCAAAGAAAAGCUGGUAUUGCAUGGAGGAAAGAAGAAGAUCAAAAAUUACUUCGUGGAGUAGAAAUGUUUGGAGAGAAAAGUUGGGUUGAAAUUGCUAAAUUUGUAGGAACAAGAUCAAGAAAACAAUGUAGAGAACGAUUUAUUAAUCAUAUUGAUCCUGGAAUAGAUAAAAGACCAUGGAGUUCAGAAGAGGAUGAAAAGAUUCUUCUAGGACAUUGUAUUCAUGGGAGUAAAUGGAGUGAAAUUAGCAAAAAAUUAUCUGGAAGAACUGCUCGUGCUGUAAGAAACAGAUAUAAAGCAUUGUCUAUUCGAAAUAAAUUAUCUUGUUUCAUUAAAGCAGAUCAAAACUUAUUUAAAGUCAUUAAUGGAGGUCCCAUUUGGUAG